CUGUUGCGCGCAUGAGAGUGGCCGCACUGAUUAGCGAGGCAAAGAGGAGUUUUCAGCAAGCAGGCUGCCUUUUAAUUACAUUCAAACAGCAAACACGCUCGGAUAAAAAAAGAAAGAAAGAAGAAGAGAAAAAACAAAUGCACAAGUGUUCGCCGCGGACACUUUGUUCGGAGACGAGCGGCCGGUGGAAGAAGAAAACAAAUUAAUUCUGAGGGAAUGCAGGGAAUUAAAAUUGAGUCUUAGUCAUUUUGCGUGGCUUCAAGUGCGUGUGGCUCUGCAGCUAACCCUGACAAAAGAAGAAGAAAAACAAAACAAACGACUUCUACUUUACAUUUACUUCAGCGCACGACUGGACUGGAGUGGUGAUGUCUUGAGGUCAUGGCUCCUCCAGCCCAGUAAAGGACGCCCCAGUGCCGGGCUGCUGCUAAUGGGAACUCCUGCUCCGCCAUGAGUGCUCGUGAUGGCGUUGGUGGUGUCGGUGGCAUGGGCACCCUUGGCCGACGGCAGCGCUUUGAGAACUCAGAGUUCACCGUGCGCAUCUACCCGGGCGCCCUGGCAGAGGGCACCAUCUACUGCCCAAUCAGUGCCCGCAAGACCACCACAGCCGCUGAGGCCAUUGAACGCGUCAUCGAACGGCUGGAGCUGGACCGCACUAAGUGUUAUGUUCUUGCUGAAGUGAAGGAGUUUGGUGGGGAAGAAUGGAUUCUGAAUCCCAGCGACUGUCCGGUCCAGAGGAUGAUGCUCUGGCCCCGCGUGGCUCUAGAGCACCGUCCACUGUCUGGUGGGGAAGAUUACCGCUUUCUCCUGAGACAGAAGAACCUGGAUGGCUCCAUUCAUUAUGGCGGCAGCCUCCAGAUGUGGCUGCAGAUCACAGAGGAGCGCAGGCGCAUGGUGGAACGUGGACUGCUGCCACAGCCCGAAUCUCAGGGUGACCAAGCGGAUCUGUGCUGCCUGGAGGAGCUGAAUGAGCGCUCGCUGCUGGACAACCUGCGCUCGCGCUUCCACCAGGAAAAAAUCUACACGUAUGUGGGAAGCAUCCUCAUCGUCAUCAACCCAUUUAAGUUCCUGCCAAUCUACAACCCCAAGUAUGUGAAGAUGUACGAUCAUCAUACACUGGGAGAUUUGGAGCCGCAUAUUUAUGCUGUGGCAGACGCAGCUUAUCACGCCAUGCUGCGGAGACAGAGGAAUCAGUGCAUUGUUAUAUCUGGGGAGAGCGGCUCUGGCAAGACGCAAAGCACAAACUUUCUCAUUCAUCAUCUUACGGCUCUCAGUCAGAAGGGCUUCGCCAGUGGAGUGGAGCAGAUCAUCUUGGGGGCAGGGCCAGUAUUAGAGGCAUUUGGGAACGCAAAGACAGCACAUAAUAACAACUCCAGUCGUUUUGGCAAGUUCAUUCAGGUGAACUACCAGGAGAGCGGCACUGUAAGAGGAGCGUAUGUUGAGAAAUACCUCCUCGAGAAGUCAAGACUGGUCUAUCAAGAGCACAAUGAGCGAAACUACCAUGUCUUUUAUUACCUGCUGGCAGGAGCAAGUGAAGAAGAGAGGCUAUCCUUUCACCUCAAGAAGCCUGAAGAAUACCAUUACCUCAGUCAGAUGACAAAGACAACCCGACAACUGCACUGGGACAGUUACUGUGAAAGUGAACCGGACUGCUUCACUGUUGAAGGGGAGGACCUGAAGCAUGACUUUGAGAGGCUUCAGUUGGCCAUGGAAAUGGUGGGCUUUCUUCCUGCCACGCGGAAGCAGAUAUUUUCCCUGCUGUCGGCCAUCCUUCACCUUGGAAACAUCCGCUACAAGAGGAAAACCUACAGGGACGAUUCAAUAGACAUCUGUAACCUAGAGGUUCUGCCUGUGGUCUCUGAGCUGCUGGAGGUCAAAGAAGAGAUGCUGUUUGAAGCUCUGACAACACGGAAGACGGUCACUGUGGGAGAGCGGCUGAUAGUUCCUUACAAACUGGCAGAGGCUGGUACGGUGCGAGACUCCAUGGCCAAGUCUCUGUACGGUGCGCUCUUUGACUGGAUUGUCUUCAGGAUCAAUCACGCUCUGCUGAACAUCAAGGACCUGGAAGAGACAACCAAGAUUUUGUCCAUCGGCGUACUCGACAUUUUUGGUUUUGAGGAUUAUGAGAACAACAGCUUCGAGCAGUUCUGCAUCAACUUUGCCAACGAACGCCUGCAGCAUUAUUUCAACCAGCAUAUCUUCAAGCUCGAGCAAGAGGAAUAUAGGGCAGAGGGCAUCAGCUGGCGAAACAUCGACUAUAUCGACAAUACAGGCUGCAUCAAUCUGAUCAGCAAGAAGCCCACAGCGCUGUUCCACCUACUGGAUGAAGAGUGCAAUUUUCCUCAAGCCACCAACCAGACUUUGUUGGAUAAGUUCAAGCGUCAGCAUGAAGGGAACAGUUACAUCGAGUUCCCUGCCGUCAUGGAGCCCGCCUUCAUCAUCCGACACUAUGCUGGCAAAGUCAAGUACGGCGUUAAGGACUUCAGGGAGAAGAACACGGACCACAUGCGCCCAGACAUCGUGGCUCUGCUAAAGAGCAGCAAGAACGCCUUCAUCUGCAGCCUGAUCGGCAUCGACCCUCCAGCCACGUUCCGCUGGGCGGUACUUCGAGCUUACUUCAGGGCCCUAGUGGCUUUUAGGGAGGCUGGAAAGAGACACACGCACAAGAAGAUUGGGCAUGAUGACGCUGCUCCCUGUGCAGUAUUGAAAAGUGUGGAUAGUUUUAGCUUUCUGCAACACCCUGUGCAUCAGAGAAGCUUAGAGAUCCUGCAGAGAUGCAAAGAGGAGAAGUACAGUAUGACCAGGAAGAGUCCGCGAACGCCUCUGUCAGACAUUCAGGGAAGCAACACCAUCAUUGAGAAAUCUCCACGGAGUUCUCCGGGCCUCGGCUGGAAUGGGCGUGUUGGUCGACACAGUCGCUUGUCGUCCAGCAGCUCCACUGCUGAGGAGGACGGUAUCUUUGUCAACUCUGCCAGCAGCAAACUCCUGGAGAGAGCGCACGACAUCCUCAUGAGAAACAAAAACUACAAAUCUAAGCCAGUUCUUCCAAAGCAUUUACUGAAUGUCAAGUCACUGAAGUACCUCAGCAAACUGACACUUCACGACCGCAUCACCAAGUCGCUGCUUCACCUCCACAAGAAGAAGAAACCACCCAGUAUCAGUGCACAAUUCCAGGCCUCUCUCAAUAAGCUAAUGGAGACUCUGGGUCACUCUGAGCCUUAUUUUGUUAAAUGCAUCCGUUCUAAUGCCGACAAGCUGCCCUUGCGGUUUAAUGAUAACCUGGUGCUGAGGCAGCUGCGUUACACAGGUAUGCUGGAAACGGUGCGAAUCCGGCAGUCAGGUUACAACAUUAAGUACAGCUUCAAGGAUUUUAUCCAUCACUUCAGUGUGGUGUUGCCAGAGGGCACCAGCGCCACCAGAGAGGGUAUCCAGGAGUGUCUGGAUCAGCUAAACCUGCAACCAGAAGGCUAUCAAGUUGGGAAAACAAAGGUGUUUUUGCGGGAGGCCGAGCGUCAGCGGCUACAGGCCGAACUCCACAGGGAAGUCCUCAGACUCAUCGUCAUGCUGCAGCAGCGAUUCAGAGCCCAUCUGGAGAGGAAGCAGUUUGUCAGGAUGAGAGAGGCGGCGGUCUGCAUCCAGAAAUGGUGGCGUUCUUACCAGUCAAUGGCGGAGGAAGAUGAUUAUGACCCCAGUGUCCAGGAGGGGGCAGCUCUGUGUCUGCAGUCACACUGGAGAGGUUACAGAGAGCGUCAGAAGUUCAGGCUCUGGAGGCAGGCUGCUCUGGUGCUGCAGAGGGCAUGGAGGUUCUGGCUGUAUCGCCGCUGCUCAGCAGCUCUGGUUAUUCAGACAGCCUGGCGCUGUCAUCAAGCCAGGGAGGCCUACUUGCAUCUUUAUGGCACCGUGGUACAGCUUCAGGCAGUUAGCAGAGGUUUCCUCUCCAGGCAAAGCUUCAAAACACUGAGAGAACAGAGAUUGAAGGAGAAGAAGGAUCAGCAGGAGAAGCUGCUUCAGCUCCAGAAUGGCCAGGUGAGCCACUCACCUGGAGAGGAGGAGGAGCCGAACAGAAUCAUGGGGCUGGACCUCAGCACUUGGGAGGAUCGCUCCUAUGAGCAACGAGAAAGGAGCCUCCACACACUCAGCAGGGGGGCAGUAAAGGAGGAAGCAGAAGACGAACUAGCAAGGACAAAAGAGAGCCCCUCCAUUGUGGAAACUGAGGUGUCAUCCUCAGUCCCAACAUCCACCGUGAUGGUGAGAGAGAGGGCUAGAACUCUUGAUGAGCCAAGCCAGAAAACCACUCGGGCCAAGAGGGAGAGCCGACGGAUGAGAGAGCUGGAGCAGGCAAAGUUCAGCCUGGAGCUCCUCAAGGUCCGGGCAAACAGCGGUGGAGCUUCAUCUCCCUCUGAGGAGCAGCGCUGGUCUGUGGAGCUGGGGCCACCAGCCAGUCCACCUCUUUGCUCACCCCAAGGCACACCUGACAGCCAAAGCUCCAAAGGCAGCUUUGAGCUCCUCAUUGUUGAUGAUGAGCCCCCCAAGGCUACAGAGGAAGUCACAGACAGUGAGGACACCUGCUCCCCUCUCCCACCUGCUGCUCCAGAACCUAACGUGAAAGUUGUUUCAACAAGUCCGAAACCAGCUGGUGUUGAUGUCCAAGAAAGGAGCCAGAGUCCAGCCUAUAUGGACCUUUCAGUCCCUUCUGCCCCUUCACAUCCUCCCAAAAACUACCUCCCGACUUUUUAUGUUCCUGCUUGUGAAGGCAGCACAGUUAUCUCCCCUCAUCCUGCUGAAGAACCUCAGAGAAACAAAGAGGCAGCUACUUCUACGACCACCACUUACAUCACCAAACCUCUAAAAGAGAGACGAGAGUCAGCCCGGCGACCAGUGGUGGUGGUUAUCAGUAUGCAGAAAGAAACACCGCUAAGUGAAGAGCUCAGUGGCCUAGUCCGUCCUCCUUUAGAUGCUCGAGACUCUGCAGCCAUGACAACACCUUCGUUACAGAAACCAGUUCCUGUGCCUCACGUUUCUGCUCCUCAGGCUGACCAGGCCAUCAUAGAGAAGCUGGUGCGUCUCAAUGAGGAGAAGGAGGUCCGCCAACGUAAUCAACAGCAGCAAAACGAGAAGGAGAUGAUGGAGCAGAUCCGACAACAGAAAGAAGUGCUGGAGCGGCAGCGCCUUUUGUUCGCUCAGUGCGAGAGAGACAUGUUUGAGAAGCAAAGAGGAGAAACUUUUAACAGGAUACAGCAGAGCAAACAUGGUGGCCACGAUUUUGCUGGAACCGCAACCUCCAGUAAGCCCCUUAGACCCGGAUCCCUGGUGAUCGAAAUAACACCACGGCUACCACCACAUGGAAGGACGCAGUCAGACUCCUCUCCUCCAGGUGGAUAUAAUCGUGGUCAGGAAUGCCACCCCCAGCUGCCCCCUCCACCUUCCUCUGUUCCCACAGUAAGGCGUAAGGACAGCAGGCCUGCUGCUGAGGGCUGGGCACCCAAACUCACACUUGAGUCCAGGGAUGGAGGAGGAACCAGAAUGAGAACAACAACCAAGCAGCCACCAAGUCAUCCAGGCACCACAGUCAGUAUAAGCGAUAAGCCAGGCAACAUCUUCUUUUCCCCAAAGGACAGAGUGGCCUUUAUGGCUUUUAACAGUGGUGCCGCCACUAAAGAAGCACCUGCAGCCGUUCCCACAGAAGGACCCACAGCAGCCUCCAAACCUUUUAAAGGAACAAAAGCCCGGGAGGUUGGCAGAGCGGGCCAUAAAAAGAAAGCCAGAAUGGCACGGACCCGCUCCGACUUCCUCACCCGUGGCCUCUCUGUUGAGGGUGAUUCAGACGAGGAUGACUAUGACGCCGACAACCUCCUCAGCCCUCGUCAUUACACUUUACCCCUCUCCAAACAGAACUCUACGGAGGCAGGCUUAACGGAGUCUUGUUUCAGUGACUCAGACAUGCCUGCAAGCUCUGAGGAGCAAAAGAAGAUGCACAAAGCCAUGUCAUCAGGAGAUCUGGGGAAAGUGGACUCACUGCGCAAGAAUGCACAGGAUGGAAGGGUUCGUAAGAUGCGUUUCUGGGGGAAAAGCAAGUAUGGAGAUAAGAAGACAUCCAGAGAGAAGUUGAUCUGUGGGGCUGAUUCACUGGAUGGAGAAUAUGGAGACACUGGGCCGUUGCUGGGAGAAGGUCAGGAAAACAUGUCGCCACCCUGCAGCCCUGAUGUGUUGCUAGAUCGAGGGUUCAAAGAUCUCAAGGAGAACAAGGAGCCGUCUCCCAAGGUGAAGCGAAGGCGGAGUGUGAAGAUCAGCAGCGUGUCCCUGGAACCUGCUCAGUGGCAGAACGACGCACAGCAGAUCCUCACCUCCACCAACGACUACAGGAGCAUGAACGAGUUCCUCAUGAAGAAGAUCAACGACUUGGACACAGAGGACAGUAAGAAAGACACCAUGGUGGACGUAGUGUUUAAAAAGGCUCUAAAGGAAUUCCGUCUGAACAUCUUCAACUCCUACUCCACAGCACUUGCAAUGGAUGAUGGAAAGAGUAUCCGUUACAAAGACCUCUGCGCUCUGUUUGAACACAUCUUGGAAAAAACCAUGCGGCAGGAGCAGAGGGACUGGAGGGAAUCUCCCGUCAAAGUGUGGGUCAACACUUUUCAAGUUUUCAUGGAUGAGUUCAUGUCUGAGUACAAACCUCUGGACUGUACGCUCAGCAAGCCUCUACCCAAACCUGAACGCAAAAAACAGAGGAAGAAGGACACAGAUAUUGUUGAGGAGCAUAACGGCCACAUUUUUAAGUCCACCCAGUACAGCAUCCCAACAUACUGUGAAUACUGCUCAUCUCUCAUUUGGAUGAUGGAUCGUGCUUGUGUGUGCAAAUUGUGCCGGUACGCCUGCCACAGAAAGUGCUGCCAGAAGACGACCACCAAAUGCAGUAAGAAGUUUGAUCCAGAGCUUUCCUCCAGACAGUUCGGAGUGGAUGUUUCUCGUCUAACCAAUGACGAGAGGACAGUUCCUCUGGUGGUGGAGAAGCUAAUUAACUACAUCGAGAUGCAUGGCCUCUACACCGAAGGAAUUUACAGAAAAUCUGGUUCCACCAACAAAAUUAAGGAGCUCAAACUCGGCCUGGACACAGAUGUAGACAACAUGAAUCUGGACGACUACAACAUCCAUGUCAUUGCCAGUGUUUUCAAGCAGUGGCUGAGAGACCUGCCGAAUCCCCUGAUGACAUUCGAGCUAUAUGAGGAGUUUAUACGUGCCAUGGGUUUGCAGGAUAAAAAGGAGAUGAUCAGAGGAGUAUAUUCAGUUAUCGAUCAGCUCAGCAGAACCCAUCUAAACACUCUGGAACGCCUCGUAUUUCAUCUUGUCAGGAUUGCACUGCAAGAGGAGACAAACCGUAUGUCAGCUAAUGCUUUGGCUAUAGUUUUUGCUCCCUGCAUCCUCCGGCGUCCUGACACCAUCGAUCCACUGCAGAGCGUCCAGGACAUCAGCAAAACAACGUCGUGUGUAGAACUUAUCAUUUGUGAACAGAUGAAUAAAUACAAAGUGCGACUAAAGGACAUCAGCACACUGGAGUUUGCUGAGAAUAAGGCCAAGUGCAGACUAACCCACAUUCGACGGUCAAUGAGACCAGUACUAAUAGCUGUUAGAUUUAUGAACAUAGUGAACACUAUGCAGCCAAAUGCAGCUAAAAAGGGAAAAGGUCAUGUACAGCGAUUAAGCUACCACACGCCUUCACCUCCAGUCAGUCCCCGGCUGCCGCCUGUGGCUGAUGCUGUGAGGGAAGAGAGCGGCAGUGAAGAGGGAGCGGAGUCGUUCAGCGACGUCUCUGAGCAUCAGCAGGCGGCCAUGCAGCAGGAGGAGAGAGUAUUGGCAGAGCAAAUUGAAAAUCUACAGAAAGAGAAAGAGGAGUUGACUUUUGAGAUGCUGACUCUGGAGCCCCGAGCAUCAGAUGAUGAGACCUUGGAGUCCGAGGCCUCUAUUGGUACAGCUGACAGCUCUGAAAACCUCAAUGUGGACUCUGAAGAAACUAUUUCUGACUUUUCCGAGAGGGGUCCAAUCUUGACUUCUGCAUGGCCUCGCAAAUCCGAUGGAAAGAGCCCCCGACGCCGCACUCACCGCCGGCAACCUGACUGCCUGGAUUCUGUAGACUCUUGUUCUACUGUUUCCCCCUACUCUUCCUCAUCACACUUCCACCCGUCUUCCAUGUCCUCUUCUGCCACCACUCGGCGGUUUCGUUUCCACUCCAAGUCUCCUGUCGCGGGCUCAGCUCCAACUCAGCCUCAGACCCAGGCUCUGAACGCAUCUCAGGCACCUCGAUCUGACGGCUUGGACAGCAGCUCCACUGCAGAGCAGGAAGGCGCGUAUGAUGAAAGGCCUCUGUUUACCAGCCGCGGCACCUACAAUCCAGAGAAGGGCAAACAGAAAUUGAAAGGAGCCAGACAUUCAACGCCUAGGCACUCGAGAGAUGGCAGUGGCCACAGCAGAGACCCUCCAGACAUACCACAGCACCUGGUUUUGUACGGCAGUAAUGAAUUCAUGGUAUGAAGGACAUUUGGACACAAAAUCACUUCUUGUCCAGAUCCCAGGGCAAGCAUAUACGUACUCAGCAGGAGGUUAAAUUGUCAAAGCCCUCUUGCUUAGCCUGUCUUUGUCAAAGCCUGUGUAAAGGUGUCCCAAGUGCCAUGUACAGUGCUUCCUCCUCCAGAGGGUGGAGGAGGAGUUUGGCAGGGACAGCCAUCAGUGGAAGGGCUCCUCUGCUGUGGACUUAACUGCCACCUAUGCUCUCACAGUGCCUUGGCAGAUCUUUCCUCAGCACCAAGAGGAGAUCCACUGAGCGGAAGGACGGGGAAAAGGGAAUGUUGGAAUACACGGAAGACCACUCAACAUCAGGGAAUGUUGCAGAGCUGGAAAGCUGAAGCAGUGUACAACAGCAAACGGAGAAGAAACCAGGCGCCGUCAGGCUUCAUAGAUGUUACAAUGGACUUAAAACUCAGAAUUAGCUGCUUUAUUAGUUUACAGGUUAUAACAAUCAGUGUAAGCAGUGGAUGCUCUGUUAUUACAAUUUUCCCUUAUUUAAUGAAUUUUAUUGUCACAGAAAUUCUUUAUAGCAUAUAAUAUACAGAUAUAUGUACAAAGCCGGAACACCAGCCUGUGCUGGGGAGUUGAAGUCUUUUUGUUUUUUUUUUCUUGAGUAUCUUUGACAGAGAUGGUCGGAUAUGGGCAGCGGAUGCUACAUUUGUGUGUGUGCAUGUACCCAAGCGCCCAUGUGUGGCUGUAUGUAUGUGUAUGAAAGAAAAAACCACUUGUGUUUUAAGUUUGUGCUGCUUUUUUUUUUUCUUUCCCUGACAAGGGAAAUUCUGCCAUCAAAGGGACCAAGCCAGCUGGUGUGUAUUCCAGCCAAGGGGAUCCCAGCUCUUUAAGGAUGUUGGACACAAAUAAGAUUCCUGCAUUCUCUUGCUUGACAGUCAUACAACAGUUGUAAUGUACAAUACAGUUCAUGUGUACAGCCUAGCGGACAUAUGCCAUUCAGUCCUUGAGAUCUGUUGUUACCCACCCACUCUCAAAGCCAACCUUUCUGUCUGUCUCUUAAGUCUUUGCUUAAUAGCAACCGAGCAAGAACAUAAAAUCAUUUUGUCUUGUCAUUA
This is a messenger RNA of Melanotaenia boesemani (Boeseman's rainbowfish), 9623 nucleotides long. RefSeq names its product myosin IXAa (gene myo9aa). Gene Ontology annotation, cellular component: myosin complex. The transcript has 45 exons. Gene Ontology annotation, molecular function: microfilament motor activity; ATP binding; GTPase activator activity. The record is from RefSeq and is a predicted model, not a curated record. Lineage: Eukaryota; Metazoa; Chordata; Actinopteri; Atheriniformes; Melanotaeniidae. Gene Ontology annotation, biological process: intracellular signal transduction. The coding region runs from base 448 to 8523 and encodes 2691 amino acids.